ACGGAAAUAGCUGUCUGCCGGCAAUAACACCACGAUGCAUACCUAUCUAGGCAAGCCCCGAAACCUAGAUCCGACCGGCUCCGGAUGUAACCUCCGGACUGGAUACAGCAUCAAUACGUCGAAACAGGUGUAUUUACAAUCAAUAAGAAUUCUCUUAUGAAUAAAUAGGUCCUUUAUUUGCUGCAUCUUAUUCGCUUUCGAUUGGCCUUUUCGCGCCAAGUCCCCAACACCACUCCGCGACUCAUCCCGAUUUCCUGAUAUCUUCGUCCAGUGACCACCAUGGCAAUAAACGCCCAGCUUUCAGAUACUGAACGAUCAUCAGAGAUGAAUAUUAAUAACGAAAACUCGUCUCCAGAAACGGAGAAAGCUACGAAACUGGACCAGGCACAGCUCAUGGCAACGCGGCCCAACGGCGGCAUCAAAGCGUGGCUUCAAGUUGUCUGCGGCUUCUUUUUGUUCUUCAAUACAUAUGGCCUUAUCAAUACGUUUGGUGUGUACCAGACGUACUACACUAGCGAACUCAAGUUCAGCCCAUCGCUCGCAUCUCUCAUCGGUGGCAUAGAGACAUUCCUUGUGCUAUUUGGUGGCGCAUUCGCAGGACCACUAUACGAUGCUGGUUAUACUCGCUUUCUUAUAACUACUGGCGCGGUGCUCAUUGUCUUUGGUACUAUGAUGCAGAGCCUAAGCUCGCAGUAUUGGCACUUUAUCUUGGCGGAAUCGCUAUGCAUCGGCCUAGGCGGCGGCAUGAUUGGUUUCUUAGCUCCAACAAUUCUUUCCACAUACUUCACCACAUUAUAUCCCUUAACAGCAGGCAUUGCUGCCUCUGGUACCGGUAUAUCAGGCAUAAUUUUGCCCGUCGUCUUCAGGGAGCUAGAACCAAGAAUUGGCUUCCCAUGGACUGUUCGAGUCAUUGGAUUUAUCUUGCUGGCCACUCUUCUUUUACCCGUGCUGUUCUUACAACCACGCAUGGUCCCUGAAACGGCAAGAAAAGCCAUUGACAAGACAGCCUUUCGGGACUGGCCAUUUGUGGUAUUCCUACUUGGUAAUUUCAUUUACCUUCUUGGUGGAUUCACUCCCUUCUUUUAUAUCCAAGUGUACGCUAUUGAGAACAACAUCACCGACGCAACGUUCAGCUUCUACAUCAUUUCGAUAAUGAACGCGACGUCGGCGGUGGCACGCAUCUUGCCCAACUUUCUCAGCCCGUAUACCGGCCCUUUUAACAUGCUCAUUAUAUCAGGCAUUCUCACAUUUGUUUUUGCAUUUGCAUUUAUUGGUGCCGAUUCCGUUGGGGCUCUAACGGUUGUGAGCGCCCUCUACGGCGGUGCAUCGGGCUUGUUCUUCGCACUGCAACCAGUGGUAGUGAUUGGCCUCAGUCCUGAUCCUAAGCUCUUUGGUACUCGAAUCGGCAUGGCAUUCGGAAUUUUGUCCUUUGCUGUGUUGGUGAGCAACCCAAUUGCUGGUGCUAUUCAGGUUUCGAGCGGAGGUUAUCUUUGGAUAUGGCUAUGGACUGGCUUAACGACGGGGGUGGGAGCCAUUAUAAUGUUGAUUGCACGAUUGAUGAAAACGGAUUGGAAGUUUGUAGUUAAAUCGUAA
[Torrubiella] hemipterigena is the source of this 1593-nucleotide messenger RNA. The record is from the annotation of a GenBank genome assembly. Lineage: Eukaryota; Fungi; Ascomycota; Sordariomycetes; Hypocreales; Clavicipitaceae.